GGCUGGCUUCGGCCACUUCGUAGAUCAUCGGGAUCGUCGUCGGUUGUCGUCAUCGUAGUUCGCCAUUGCUGUCUUUACAGACGAAUUUUCUUUGGGGUGUUAACGAAUAUUACGAACAAAAUGUUGAACCAAAUAGUGCGGCCACUUGUGCGUCAGGCUGCAACGAAAGGAGCACGCUCUUAUCAUCCUCCAUCCACUCUAAAAAACACAACCAUGGAUGAUUUACCCAAACCACAGGGAUCAUGGCAGAAAUAUCAUGAAGAGCAACAAAAAAAAUUUAAUAUGCAGUUAAUUGCUGGGAUUGCUCUGUUUACUGCUACAUUCACUUUUGCUCAACUCAAUGGCUUCUUAUACUUGAAUUACUAUCCUCCGACUCCUAAGGAAGAAAAGUAAAGGUGGUGCUGUGUAAAAUUAUGUAGGCUAUUAAGUAACUAUUCGUGCUAUUGUAUGACAGCUGUUUGGAUCCCUGGAUAAAGGUUUAGGGAUAUUGAAUUAGUCGUUUCAUUUCCGGCUGAAUAAACGCUGUUAAUAUUGUAUA
Molecule: messenger RNA, 538 nt
Organism: Cephus cinctus (wheat stem sawfly)
Lineage: Eukaryota; Metazoa; Arthropoda; Insecta; Hymenoptera; Cephidae
Gene: COX7B
Exons: 3
Coding region: 121-393 (90 amino acids)
Source: RefSeq, a predicted model, not a curated record